GAAGAGAACUAGAAAGCGUUGAUAAUUGUUCAUGUUGUGUUUAGCAUCUAUCGGCCUGCGAGUGAUUGUUGGUGAUCACGUGACGUGAUGCGGAAGUGACGCGGGGCACUCAAAAGAGUUCAGCAUCUGGGAGCAAAAACACCAGCUAGCUUCAUUUUAUUUGCAGAGAAGCGGGCUCUGACAAGGCAAUAACAUCAACCACAUUUGCGAUUAGGCAGCCAUAAUGAAUCCAGUAUACAGCCCUGCACCAACAGGGGUCUCUUUCACCAAUCCGAAGGGUAUAGGCUAUCCAGCUGGAUUCCCUGUUGGCUACGCUGCAGCAGCCCCAGCGUACACUCCAAGUGUCUAUCCAGGAGCAAAUCCCGCCUUUUCAAGUGGUUACGCCCCUGGUACUCCCUUCAAAAUGUCCUGUUCUCCCAACUCUGGGACCGUACCGCCAUACUCGUCCUCCACCAAUCCUUACCCAGCCGCCGUCUACCCUGUCAGGAGCACCUACCCCCAACAUAACCCUUAUGCACAGGCGCUGAUCCCGUCACAGCAGCAAGGUACUUAUUUCACACAGCCGCUGUACGCGGCGCCACCUCACGUGAUCCAUCACACGACAGUGGUCCAGCCCAAUGGGAUGCCCGCCGCGAUGUAUGCCCCGCCCAUCCCUCCACCCCGCAACAACGGGGUUGCCAUGGGGAUGGUUGCCGGCACCACGAUGGCCAUGUCAGCUGGAACUUUGCUGUCAACUCCAUCACCGGCACCGGCCGCUCUCGCCCCCCACCCCGUCACCAUGCCCACAUAUCGGCCCGCCGGCACGCACAGCUACAGCUACGUGCCCCCUCAGUGGUGAACACGAGGCAGAGUGAGGCAGGAGGCGCUAUAGAUAUGCAUUCACACUCCAGUGGCGGACCUGCUCUGCCGGCGUCUGCAACCUGUUUGUCUUUUCCAGCAUAAUGUGAAUCUCAAACCAUGUAGGUCCAUUUGGGGGGGGGGGGGGGGGGGGGGGGGGGGGGG
This is a messenger RNA of Dunckerocampus dactyliophorus (ringed pipefish), 1002 nucleotides long. It is a transcript of the gene fam168b, whose product is annotated as family with sequence similarity 168 member B. The record is from RefSeq and is a predicted model, not a curated record. NCBI's taxonomy places the organism in Eukaryota, Metazoa, Chordata, Actinopteri, Syngnathiformes, Syngnathidae. Bases 224 to 838 code for a protein of 204 amino acids. The transcript has 8 exons.